AUGUCGCCAUAUACUCCUCGCGACCGAGCCGAAGAAUUAACCAGCCGCUCCCCGGACAGCCCAUCCGCCGCGUCCCUCGACCGCCAUAGCGGCGGCGGAAGCGUUCAUGCGGAAGAUUCCGCCGACCGCCUCAUUUUCAGCUCGCAAUGCUACGCGGAACGAUCAAGUAGUAGCAUCGAAAGCGGCGAUGGGGGAAGUCAUCGUGGAAGCGGAAGCGGCCACGGAAGCCCACGCAGUAGCAUUUUCUUGACUCAGCAGCACCGUGAUUUGCAUCGUCAGCAGCAGGGGGGGUUUCCUCCGUCUCUUGCGGCGGAACGGCGGGAUCCGCGGACGAACCGCGUCGGCGGCGGUGGUGGUCCUGUAUAUGCAGCUGAGAUUGAGUACGGCUACGAGCGUUACAGCCAUCCUGGCGCCAAGAGCGGCGCUAUUGCCGCCGCCGGCGGAAAUUACAGCCAGGUCGCUCCGCGCAGCGGCAGCGCACGCGCGAGCACGUUGGGUAGGCAGAGCUGGAGCCACGAUAACCCCGCGGCGUUUCGCGCUUCGGAAUACACCGUCGCUAGCGGGUACAGAGCCGCCCCCGCCGCCGCCGGAAGCCGCGCUCGGUACAGCAAAGCCAGUGCAGAGACGGGGUCGGCUUCCGACCUUCGUUUUGGCGCGGGAGGGGGAAUGCAAGGCGCGGGGACGCGCGGAAUGGAAUUCAACGGCAUCGUCCGGGACGAGUAUCCGACGGCUGAGCGCGGCCACGCGACGAACGACACGGAAAGUUGGUGGAGGGACGGGGACAGGUACGGAAGGGAAGCAGCCUGCGCCGCUGCGGGGAGGGAGGCCGUCAUGGGACAAGGAGGAGGAUAUCUUACUGCACAGAUUCCGGAAAACAGUAGAGAGGCUGCUAGGGUUAUGGCCUUGUUCAACGCUGCGGCAGAGGAUGACGAGGAUGUAGCACACGCAAGAGUAGAUAACAGUGAGUCAGCAGGCACAGGCCUGGCUAAAACGUCACAUCAGGCAUCAGCCAAGUCCGUGUUGGCCAUUAUGGCUGUGGUGAUUGUGGUAUUGGUCCUGCUUCCUGCUUGCUUGUCAGACGUGGCCCCGCCACCUGCGGAGCUAAUGCUGGUUCCUGUGUCGGACGCCAAUCAGCAGAACAUGAUGGACAUUGAGGCAAUGUUACAGCGCCUCAAUCCAAAUGCGGAGGAGUAUGUCCCAUCGACAGUGCAGCACAGGCCGACUGCUAUUGUUCGGACUAUUCCAUCCAGAUACGCUUCUUCCAAGAGGAAUUCCAUGCAGAAGCCGCAGAAAGUUCCUGCUUGUGCCGAACGUUGGCGACGACAGCCGAGAACGUCACAAAUUUCCACCGAAGAAUCCAUCAAGAGGACCGUUUAUGUCUCUGACAUUGAUCAGCAGGUUACAGAAGAACAACUUGCUACACUUUUCUUGUCCUGCGGUCAGGUCGUUGAUUGUCGAAUCUGUGGAGACCCCAAUUCUAUCCUUCGAUUUGCAUUUGUAGAAUUCACAAAUGAAGAAGGAGCAAAAAAAGCCCUGACUGUAGCAGGAACCAUGCUGGGUUACUACCCACUCCGCGUCUUACCUUCAAAGACUGCCAUUCUGCCAGUUAACCCCAACUAUCUGCCCAAGAGCCAGGGCGAGAAGGAAAUGUGUGCUCGCACUAUCUACUGUACAAACAUUGAUAAGAAGGUUGCUCAUUCUGAUGUGAAGCUGUUCUUUGAGUCACUCUGUGGAGAGGUUUCACGUCUUCGGUUGCUUGGAGACUCCCAGCACUCCACUAGGAUUGCCUUUGUGGAGUUCGUGAUGGCGGAGAGUGCAAUGGCUGCGUUGAAUUGCAGUGGAGCUAUAUUGGGUAGCCUGCCAAUUAGGGUCAGCCCCUCCAAGACGCCCUUGAGGCCAAAAGGGCCUCGGCACCAUCUGCGUCCUGGCCCGGCAACUCCCCACCCUCGAGUCCUUGCCGCCGCUUCCCUGCCUCUCGUCGGCCACAUGCAUCCGGAGUUCCUCACAGUGAUGGACGAGGUGAAGUCAUGGCUGCAGUACACCUUUCAGACGCAGAACCCGUUCACCAUCGCCGUCAGCGGCUCCGGCCACGCCGCCAUGGAGGCUGCGGUCGCCUCUGUGGUGGAGCCUGGCGACUUGGUGCUGGUUGGGGUGAACGGCAUCUGGGGCGAGCGCAUGACGAUCCUGGCAGCGAGGUACGGUGCUGACGUCCGGAAGAUGGAGGCGGCACCGGGGAAGGUGUUUUCCGUUGCUGACGUGGAGAAGGCUCUGGCGGAUAACCCGGGCGUGAAGGUGGUGGUGUUUGUGGUGCAUGGCGAGUCCAGCACGGGCACGCUGCAGCCUCUGGAAGGACUGGGGGAGCUCUGCCACAAGAACGGCGCACUGCUGUUUGUAGACGCUGUGUGCACACUCGGAGGGAUCCCUCUGCACGUGGACGCAUGGGGAGUGGACGUCAUUUACAGCGGCUCCCAGAAGUGCUUGUCUGCGCCUGUUGCCCCGUCACCCCUCUCUCUCAGCGAGAGAGCCCGUGCAAAGCUAGCCAACCGUGCCACUCCUGUCCAGUCCUACUACUUCGAUAUGAACCUGGUUGGGGAGUAUUGGGGAGUGGAUGGCGAACCCCGCAAGUACCACCACACAGGCCUGGUGACAAAUGUUAACGCCAUGAGGGAAGCACUUGCCAUGCUGGCCGAGGAGGGUCUGGAGAAUGUGUGGCAGCGCCAUCGCAGCCAGGCCGAGCUGCUGUGGGCAGGGCUGGAAGAGUUGGGACUGGAGUUGUUUGUGGAGGACCACGAUUCUCGCCUGCCCACUGUGACAACAGUGAAGGUUCCUGAAGGAGUGGAGUGGACUAAAGUCACAGGCCAUCUGAUGUCGAAGUUCAACUUGGAAAUAGCGGGAGGACUUGGUCCGACUGCUGGCAAGGUGUGGCGAAUUGGUCUCAUGGGGAGCAAUGCCCGCCCCGCAAAUGUAGCUCUACUUUUGGAGGCUCUGAAGGAUGCACUUGAACAUGCAGGGUUCACUCCCAAGAAGGCGACUGCUUAG
Molecule: messenger RNA, 3039 nt
Organism: Closterium sp. Naga37s-1
Lineage: Eukaryota; Viridiplantae; Streptophyta; Zygnematophyceae; Desmidiales; Closteriaceae
Source: the annotation of a GenBank genome assembly